UUUUCGUUGUAUAGUCGCUUCUGUAAAAUAUUCUGCGAUGUCAUAUUGACUAAACUGAAGUGCGCUUGCACGGAACACAGAAAUAAGGCUUGUAAGAAAAUGAAGUAUUUUUGCGUUGGUCUCACAGUCUGCCUGUUCGGGAUUGUAGCGGAUGCUGACUCUUGGCUUCCGGCGUCGAGAAAUUUGAGACAGAUAUCGGAAAGAGACCGUGGUGGACAGUGCGGAAGAGCAAUGGUGAAAGGAAAGAACGCGUGCAAUCGUAGUCUUUCCGUCUUCCGAAGCCACUAUGGUUUCAAUGCAGCGACAAAAAAAUGCGAGAAGUACAAAAACUGCAGUCUUAUUGUCGGAAAAGAAUAUCAUCGUCGAAAAGACUGCUAUGAAGAAUGCGAUAGUGACUCAAAGUGUCUGGAUACGAUGUAUUCAGAGUACCAUGAACUUUACCCACCAGGCACUAAACCAAUGUGGUACUACUAUUAUGAUCCGGACUACGACGUUUGCGUGGAAAUAGAAACACUCCUUGAUGCUUCAGACUUUUGGCCGAAGGGAAAUGUUUUUAGGACUGAAUCAAGAUGCAAAAGGCAUUGCGCACCAAACCAUCGCACGAGAAAGAGUUAACGGCUUUCAUUGCUACCAGAAUGCGUGAAAAUAAUUCACUACACGGAAAACUUUUAGAGAAAAG
Molecule: messenger RNA, 679 nt
Organism: Dermacentor silvarum
Lineage: Eukaryota; Metazoa; Arthropoda; Arachnida; Ixodida; Ixodidae
Exons: 5
Coding region: 100-615 (171 amino acids)
Molecular function (GO): serine-type endopeptidase inhibitor activity
Source: RefSeq, a predicted model, not a curated record